AUGAUCACUGACAGUCGCAUUCAGGGGCAAAACCCGUUUGGCAAAGUGGUACGCACCAUACAGCGACGACGAGAAGAUCAAGCUGAAGGGCGAGGUCCACCGCCUUGUCGCACCUCGAGACCAGAAGUAUCAAUCCAACUUUGUCGAGUUCCGCAACAACAAGAUCGUUUACCGCCGAUACGCGGGUCUCUUUUUUUGUGCCUGCGUCGAUACUAA
Colletotrichum truncatum is the source of this 216-nucleotide messenger RNA. RefSeq lists its product as uncharacterized. NCBI's taxonomy places the organism in Eukaryota, Fungi, Ascomycota, Sordariomycetes, Glomerellales, Glomerellaceae. The record is from RefSeq and is a predicted model, not a curated record.